CUCUCUUUAUAUUUUCUUGCGACCAAAAAACUUUUUUGCCAAAGAAAAAAAUGGGUGAUCGAAAGGCAGUUAUUAAAAAUGCCGAUAUGACGGAGGAAAUGCAAACUGAGGCGAUUGAUUGUGCAACUCAGGCUCUUGAGAAGUAUAAUAUCGAGAAGGACAUUGCUGCCUAUAUCAAGAAGGAAUUCGAUAAGAAGUUCAACCCGACAUGGCAUUGCAUUGUUGGGCGCAAUUUUGGAUCAUAUGUCACGCAUGAGACCAAGCACUUCAUCUACUUCUACUUGGGUCAAGUUGCCAUUCUUCUCUUUAAGAGCGGUUAG
Molecule: messenger RNA, 320 nt
Organism: Meloidogyne enterolobii
Lineage: Eukaryota; Metazoa; Nematoda; Chromadorea; Rhabditida; Meloidogynidae
Source: the annotation of a GenBank genome assembly